AUGCCAAAAAAACAACGUUGCUCAUAUACUGCUCAAGAAAAAUUAACAAUAAUUCAGUAUGCAAAAAAUAAUGGUAUAAGAAAUGUGGCGCGAAAAUAUAAUAUCGAUCAUAGUCAAAUUUCACCUGAAGAAAAAUUGAAGAAAUGGAUUAUUGAACUUCGACAAAAUGCAAUUGGAGUAACAUCAACAGUUAUAAAAGAACAAAUGAAAAAAAUAUUAAGAGAAGAUUUUUCAGAAAUUGAUACAAAAGACUUUAAAGCAUCUGACAUGUGGUUUAGAAAUAUGGACGAAAUAUCAGUAUUUUUUGAUAUGAUAGGAAAUACUACUAUUGAAGUAAAAGGAUCAAAAAUGGCUAAAAUUCGAACUACAGGAAAUGAUAAAAAUUA
Messenger RNA from Diversispora eburnea, 386 nucleotides. Lineage: Eukaryota; Fungi; Glomeromycota; Glomeromycetes; Diversisporales; Diversisporaceae. The record is from the annotation of a GenBank genome assembly.